Messenger RNA from Vicia villosa (hairy vetch), 1374 nucleotides. RefSeq lists its product as uncharacterized. Gene Ontology annotation, molecular function: zinc ion binding; nucleic acid binding. The transcript has 3 exons. The record is from RefSeq and is a predicted model, not a curated record. The coding region runs from base 156 to 1175 and encodes 339 amino acids. Lineage: Eukaryota; Viridiplantae; Streptophyta; Magnoliopsida; Fabales; Fabaceae.
ACAAGGAAAAGAAAAACCAGAACGUGAGAUUUGGGGAAAAAGAGGAAAACAAGGGUUUGAGAAGAAUUGCCACCGUGAGAAACUCCAACCGGAACCGGGGCAAAAUUCGAUCGAGAAAUUUGAGCUACCUUCAAUCCAAUCAGUGCUUAGUUGAGAUGGCUGGUAGAAACGAUGCUGCGAUUGCUGCUGCUUUGGAGGCUAUGGCUCAGGCUUUGGCGAAUCAUCCAAAUGCUGAUGAGAAUGCUGGAUCUCGUAGUUUAGCAACCUUCCAGAGGGAGAAUCCGCCGGUCUUCAAAGGCAAGCAUGACCCUGAUGGCGCAUUGGAGUGGUUGAAGGAGAUUGAGAGGAUCUUCCGUGUGAUGGACUGCACUCAGGCACAGAAGGUUCGGUAUGGAACUCAUAUGCUGGCAGUCGAAGCUGAUGAUUGGUGGCUAGAGACUCGCCAGAGAUUGGAAGUUGCUGGUGAAGAGAUCACUUGGAUUGUUUUCCGUAGGGAGUUUCUGAGGAAGUAUUAUCCUGAAGAUGUUCGGGGUAAGAAGGAGAUUGAGUUCCUAGAGCUGAAACAGGGAAAUAUGUCAGUGACAGAGUAUGCUGCAAAGUUCACUGAGUUGGCUAAGUUCUACCCAUAUUAUGACGGAGCAGGUGCUGAGUUUUCAAAGUGCAUCAAGUUUGAGAACGGAUUGCGCUCUGAGAUCAAGAAAGCUGUUGGGUAUCAGAAGAUUCGUAUCUUUCCUAAUUUGGUUGAUAGUUGCAGGAUUUAUGAAGAAGAUCAUAAUGCACAUUACAAAAUUGUCAAGGAUAGGAGAGGCAAGCAGAACCGUAGUACACCUUAUGAUGCUCCAGUUAGAAAGGGUAACGCAGAUGUGGUUGAUGGCAAGAGAACAAGUGGGGGAGAAGCUCCUGCCAGAGUUGUUUGUUUCAAUUGCGGGAAACCUGGUCAUAAGAGUAACGCGUGCAACAUUGAGGUGAAGAAAUGUUUCCGUUGUGGUAAGAUGGGACAUGCUAUGUCAGAUUGUAAGCAUAAGGAAAUGGUUUGUUUUAACUGCGGUGAAGAGGGUCAUAUUGGUAGUCAGUGUCCGAAACCAAAUAAGACGCAACCUGGUGGAAAAGUGUUCGCGUUGGCGGGAAGUCAGACUGAUCGUGAGGACGAUCACGUUAGAGGUAGCGAGGAGUAAAGACUUAGUAGCUUAUUGGUGUCGUCGCUCUGAUACGUAGCACUCGGGGGGAUUGAACGCUUGUUUGAAUUACGUUGUUAUUUCCUUUAAAGUUGAACUCAAGUUGUUAUCUUGAGAAGUUGUUUUGAUUUAAGUUGUCUAUUAUAAAAAGAUGCUAUGAUGUUCGGAGUUUAUGUUGAUACUUGAAUUACGUUGAAUA